Molecule: messenger RNA, 186 nt
Organism: Lodderomyces orthopsilosis Co 90-125
Lineage: Eukaryota; Fungi; Ascomycota; Pichiomycetes; Serinales; Debaryomycetaceae
Gene: COX9
Product: cytochrome c oxidase subunit VIIa
Exons: 1
Coding region: 1-186 (61 amino acids)
Biological process (GO): mitochondrial electron transport, cytochrome c to oxygen
Source: RefSeq, a predicted model, not a curated record
AUGGCUAUUGCUCCAAUUACAGGUACUUUGAAGAGAAAAAUCAUAACUGACAUCACCAUUGGUUUUGCUGCUGGUUUUACUUUGGCCACUUUAUACUGGUACACUGAGCACACUCCUCUUGUUGCCAAAAGAGAGGCUUAUUAUGCUCAAUUGCAGAAACAAAAGGAAGCUGAAGAUGUAGCUUAA